Ustilago hordei is the source of this 1824-nucleotide messenger RNA. RefSeq lists its product as uncharacterized. Bases 1 to 1824 code for a protein of 607 amino acids. The record is from RefSeq and is a predicted model, not a curated record. Gene Ontology annotation, cellular component: membrane. The transcript has a single exon. Gene Ontology annotation, biological process: iron ion transmembrane transport. Gene Ontology annotation, molecular function: iron ion transmembrane transporter activity. NCBI's taxonomy places the organism in Eukaryota, Fungi, Basidiomycota, Ustilaginomycetes, Ustilaginales, Ustilaginaceae.
AUGAGUAGCACGGAGGCGGUGGCUGUCGAGCAACGGCAACAAGAUGACGGGGGUAGCGAAUUCAUCGCACUCCAACCUCUCCCAUCUCGUUUGGACCGCCAAUCAAGCCGAACCUGCAUCGCACGAAGCACAAACAACGACAAGCUCAACCUCUACCCCAAUCCUUCGAACCUACUUGAACAGCAGCAAUCUCAACCGCGAGAUACCCCGCCUACCAACGAUGCUGACGCCAACGAAACAGAAUCAACUUUCGGCAACACUCCCUCCACCGGACCCUCGGACCUCGAUCUCCGAGGCACACUUCUCCUCGCGAUCCAACACGCCUCUUCCUCCUGGGGCUAUCGCUCCGCAGAAUUUGCAUACCCGCUUUUCAUGAUCCAGUUAUUCACAAACACUCUCCUCCCCGCCUCCAUCUACGGCUUCGUCACAACCGCCGGUGCCAUCCUCUUGUCCAAUAACGUCGGUCGCAUCGUCGACACCUACUCCCACACCAAACUUCGUACCCUCCGGGCCAUGAUUCUCUCUCAGAAACUUCUCGUUGGCUUUUCCUACGCCCUCUUUUUUAUCCUCUUCUCCUCCUCCACCCUGCGUACUCAAGCUCAGAAUGGGGGAAAGGGGCCGGAGGAAGUAAAAGCAAACGUGAAACCCUGGUCGAUUUUUGCAGCGAUAACGGUGCUGGGGAUAGGUGUGAUACUGAGCAAUAUCGGUGUGAGUGUAGGGGUGGAGAGGGAAUGGGUAACGAUCAUAAGUGAUGGCAGUUCGGCGAGAUUGACUCGGUUGAAUGCGAUAAUGAGGAGGAUUGAUUUGAUUUCCAAGUUGGUCAGUCCCUUGUUUGUUUCGGCGUUGACGAGUGGGGCUGGGUAUAGAUGGGCCGGAGUGGUGCUGUUGGGGGUGAAUGCGGUGACGGGGGUGUUUGAGUUGGUGUUUGUGGGGAUUGUCUAUAGGCGUUUUCCUUCUCUAGCUGCUGAUGAGAGGGCUGCUAUUGCUAGAAAAGAAGCUAGGAACCCUUCUUCUUCGACGCCACAGCAGUCUCAGACUCGGGAGCAGAAGGAUAGGAUGGCUAGAGUGACGAAGAAAGUGGCAAGCUCGGUGCUGGGAGAUAUAGGACAGCAAUAUCAAGAUUGGAAACUCUUCAUCCGACUCCCCAUCUUUCUCACUUCACUUUGCAUCUCCCUUCUCUACAUGUCCGUCCUCUCCUUCGACCCAACUUUCAUCGCCUACCUCAAGUCGGAAACGCUAUACAGCGAUGCGUUUAUCGCAGGCAUGCGUGCAGUCGGCGUAGUAACCGGUCUCAUCGGCACCUUUAUCAUGCCUAUCCUCGAAAAGAAGAUCGGUCUCGUUCGCACCGGAUCUUACUCUCUCUUCGCAGAACUCAUCCCACUCAUCCCAGCAGUCGUCUCACUCUGGAUCACCGGCUCGCCCACCGACCGUUUCGGGUUGAGGGACAAACGUCGUCCGAGCUGGAACACCGGCUUGCUCUUCUCCGGUCUCGCACUCUCCCGCAUCGGCCUAUGGUCGUUUGAUUUGACGCAACUAGCAAUGAUUCAAACCGCUCUCUCGCCAGAGCAAUUAGGACCAAAUGCAGGAAGUAAGAAUGCGUUGAUGGCAUUGCAGUUCUCGCUGCAAAACGUGUUCGAUCUGGGUCAUUACGGACUAACGCUCGGGUGGAAUGGGCCGGAAGAGUUCAAAUACGCAGCAACAGUUUCGUUGGCGGCGGUAGGGGCAGCGACGUUGAUCUAUCUGGUGUUCUAUGCGAGAAGAGUUCGAGGUCACGUCGUUCAUCUGGAGGGAUUGCAGCGUUUGCUUAGUCGUAAAGAACGAUGA